Oreochromis niloticus (Nile tilapia) is the source of this 5286-nucleotide messenger RNA. RefSeq names its product retinoblastoma-like 1 (p107) (gene rbl1). The record is from RefSeq and is a predicted model, not a curated record. Gene Ontology annotation, molecular function: RNA polymerase II transcription regulatory region sequence-specific DNA binding. Gene Ontology annotation, biological process: cell differentiation; regulation of transcription by RNA polymerase II; negative regulation of G1/S transition of mitotic cell cycle. The coding region runs from base 155 to 3349 and encodes 1064 amino acids. Gene Ontology annotation, cellular component: transcription regulator complex; nucleus; chromatin. Lineage: Eukaryota; Metazoa; Chordata; Actinopteri; Cichliformes; Cichlidae. The transcript is spliced from 22 exons.
CGCCAACGCGCUGCAUUGUGGGGGACUGAUAACGGAAGUUGUUGUGUCCUGAACAAGUUGGGGGGCUGUGUUAUUUGGCAGUGGGAAAGAGGGGCGCUGUGUUUUGUUUUUUAGAUUUGAACUCAGGUUGAAAUUACACCUGUCGCUGGUGCGGAUGCGGGGCGAAGAGUCUUCAGAUUCGGAGUCGAGCAGGAUGGAGGAGAGCUCGGUGCGGAGGAGUUUGGAGACGUUGUGUCAGGAGCUGAACAUGGACGAACAGACGGCCACAGAAGCCAUGGACAACUUUACUGCCAUAUGGAAUACAUAUACUCUGGAGGGAGAUGUUGUACACUGGCUGGCAUGUUCACUGUAUGCAGCCUGCAGGAAGGGGUCCACUCCCACAGUGGGCAAAGGGCUGAUGGAAGGAAACUGUGUCUCACUGACCAGGAUUCUUCGCUCCUCGAAACUCAGUCUGAUCCAGUUCUUCUCCAAGAUGAGGAAGUGGGCCGACAUGUCCAAGCUCUCACAGGACUUCAGGCUCCGAAUGGAGCGCCUGGAACGCAACUUUGAGGUCUCCACGGUGAUUUUCCGCAAGUUUGAACCCAUCUUCAUGGACAUGUUUCAAAAUCCGCAGGGAACCGACCCGCCACGGCAACCACGCAGCAGGAAGCACAGGCGGUUGCCCUGUCACAUCAGUGAUGUCUUCAAGUUCUGCUGGACUCUGUUUGUCUACACUAAAGGAAACUUCCGUAUGAUCGGUGAUGACCUGGUGAACUCGUACCACCUGCUUCUCUGCUGUCUGGACUUGGUGUUUGGAAAUGCUCUCCUCUGUGCCAACAGGAAAGACCUCAUCAACCCGACGUUCAGAGGUCUGCCUGCUGCGUACCGCGCUGACGGCCAUAUUUCCUCUGAUGAGCCUCCUCCAUGCGUGUUGGAGAGAUUGUGCGAGCUCCACGACGGGCUGGUGGUGGAGGCGAAAGGCAUCAAGCAGCACUACUUCAAACCUUACAUACAGAAGCUGUUUCAGAAACAGAUCCUGAAAGGCCACGACGAGCUUUUGACUGAACUCUUGGAUCCUCAGAACUUCAUCGAUAACAAUAAAGCCAUAAACAGGGAGUAUGAGGAGUAUGUGCUGACGGUGGGAGACUUCGAUGAGCGAGUGUUUCUGGGAGCCGAUGCCGACGAGGAGAUCGGAACUCCAAGGAAGAUCGUUCAGGAACCACCUGCCAGCCAACAGCUGCAGCAACAUGUGGAGAAGUCUGCCUCUCUCGCCCCCUCCACCCCUCUGACCGGACGAGUGUACCUGAAGGAGAAGGACCUGCUUGUCACUCCCGUCUCCUCGGCGACACAGAGUGUCAGCAGGCUGCAGAGCAUGGUGGCCGGUUUAAGGACGGCCCCCAGUGACCAUCUGAUGCAGAUCUUCAAGUCCUGCUCCAGAGAUCCCACAGAGUCCAUACUGACCCGAGUGAAGACACUGGGACAAACCUUCAAAGGACAUUACACCAACGACUCGGAGGACACGCCUGGCUCUCAUAUAGACUUUGCAGAGAACCGUUUAAAGCUGGCUGAGAUCCUCUACUACAAGAUCCUGGAGAACGUCAUGGUCCAGGAGACCAAACGGCUGCCUGGCAGAGACAUGAGCGUUUUGCUGGAGCAGGAUAUCUUCCACUGUUCCCUGAUGGCGUGCUGUCUGGAGGUGGUGUUGUUCGCCUACAGCUCCCAGAGGACCUUUCCCUGGAUCAUCAGUGUCUUCAAGCUGGCUCCUUUCUACUUCUUUAAGGUGAUCGAGGUGUUUAUCCGCUCAGAGGAGGGCCUGUCCAGAGACAUGGUGAAACAUCUGAACUCCAUCGAGGAGCAGGUUCUGGAGAGCAGGGCGUGGACCGCAGACUCUGCCCUGUGGAGAGCCUUGCAGGCUGCAGGGAACAAGGUUCCCACAGUGGAGGAGGUGAAUUUUUCCUCCAGUCUUGACACAGGUUCUGCUUCUGCUUCUGGGUCUUGUUCUGUCAGUGGAGGUCAGUCCCACCUGCCCAUGGUGGCCCUCUCACCCAUCAUCCAUCCCCGCAUCAGGGAGUUCAGGUCCGGCCUGGGAAGCGCCCGUAAAGAUGUGCCUCCUUCUCCACUGACCGUACACGACAGGUACAGCUCUCCUGCAGCUGGCAGCGCGAAACGGCGUCUCUUCGGUGACGACCCUCCAGCUCCGUCGCCGGGCCUGAACGCCGGCUUAAGCCCAAUGUCCUCUCCAGCAAAGAGGCUGACCUUUGGCGCAAGCAGCACCCUGAAGAUCGGAGGACAGGGGACACAGACCACUGUCCUGAGUAUCCCACUGCCAGGUACAAAUAACACUGACCGCACCAUCACACUGAUCCCGGUCCAGCCGUGUGAUUCCUCUGCUCCCGUCACGGCUCAGUUCCUGCUGACCGCCUCACCGAGCCGGCCCACCGCCGUUGCCACGACCUCUGAUACCCAAGCAGGAAAUGGACGACCAAGACGCACCGGAUCACUCGCACUCUUCUUCAGGAAGGUGUAUCACCUGGCUAGCGUACGUCUGAGGGAUUUGUGUGUGAAGCUGGACAUCUCGUCGGAUCUGCGAGGGAAAAUCUGGACGUGUUUCGAGCACUCUCUGGUCCACUGUACCGAUUUGAUGAAGGACCGGCACCUCGACCAGCUGCUGCUGUGCAGCAUUUACAUCAUUUCCAAAAUCACCAAAGAGACUCACACCUUCCAGGACAUCAUGAAGUGUUACCGCAGCCAGCCGCAGGCCAACAGCCAUGUGUACCGCAGCGUCUUACUGCGUCGCACUCCCAGAGAGCAGGUGGCUGAUGAAAACAUGGAGGUGGAUCCUGUUUCGGGUGGAGAAUCUGCAGAGAAAACCAAUCAGCACUCGGGAGACUUAAACUGCAGCCAAUCAGGAGGGGAGGAGGAGCGUGGUGACCUCAUCCAGUUUUACAACACUGUGUACGUCCUGAAGAUGAAGAGCUUUGCUCUGCGAUACGCCACCAGCGAUAACCGGGCGGACGCUCCUCCCCUCUCUCCGUUUCCGUCGGUCCGGGCUCAGCCUCUGUCUCCUCGCCGGAUCUCUCAGAGACACUCGCUCUACGUCUCCCCUCACAAGAACUCAGCAGGCUGUCUCACGCCAAACUCCUACACCUACAGGAUAAACAGCAGCCCGUCUAAGGAGCUGUCAGACAUCAACCGGAUGAUCCGGCAGGGCUGCGUAAGCAGGAAGAGAGCCUUCAACAUGGAGGGGGACGUCAUGAUGUCGUCGGCAUGCGACUCCCCGAGUAAGAGGGCGUGUCCAGAGAACGGCAGCAGCCCAGAUGUGCUGCUGAAGCGCCUCCAGGAUGUCGUGUCGGAGCGGCAGAGUCACUGAUGGGCCGAAAGACUGACAGAAACUCAAACCUGAAACUCUGCCAGGAAAGUAAUGAAGCAUUAACAUUAACAGCUCCUCAGGUUCAAAAAGAAAACUCCAGCUACACAGAGACAUGUUUGAUUUCAGGAAACUUAAAGCUAAGGUGCCUUUUUUAUGUCUCACAUUUGAUUUUAAUCCGAGGGCAAAAGACACCGAACGCACAGCGGUAAUGAUGCUUUUCUUGUUUUAUCCACAGCAAGUUGUAGUUCUGCUUCCUGUCUGUCAAUCACAUUGUUUGAUCCACAUGAUGAAACAAAACGCACUGAAGAGGGGAAACGCUCACUGAGAUAUGCAUUACGUCCUUGCACAGAGGUGUUUGUUUUAUACAUGUUCAAUCCUCGGUGUGACUCAUGUUCAGCGCCUUUCAGUUUUAAUCCCGCCCCCGUUUAAUUUAAUCAACCAGUCCCCUUGAAACAGAGGUCCCGUUUUUGAUCUUUGAACUUUUAAUCGUGCUGUUGCCUCCUCUCAGACUUACUGCCAGUUUGUCCUAGUGGCCACCUGUGGUAUUGCAACUGAAAUUCCACAGGAAAAGGGUUUUUGCUUUCCCCCAAACCUCUGCUAAAAAAAACAAAAGAUGUGUAAUGAGGCCGGUUUUAAUUGUUCUGGUUUUAAAUUUUAUUCAUGGAGGGAUUCAUGUUUCUAAAGUCUUCCUAGCAGCUGAAAAAUCUGCGUUAUUCUGUGUUAAAAUCUGUGUUAUUAUACUAAACGGCAACGUUUUUUCAGCUCUUUGACCUUCCAAAGAAACAGAUGCUAAAUCAAAGCACCGAUUAUAUAUUUCUUUUUUUUCUUUUUCUUUUUUUUUUUGGUAAACAGAUUUUACUGUUUGAGAAACAUGUUUGAUUAGAUAACAAUAAAUAAUCCUUCCUCUAAUCUGGCUUUUUGUUUAAAUCGGUGUCCUGGCAUUAUAAUAAGCUAAUGUUGGUUUAUGUCAGGAAGGAUAAACACCUUUUAUAAUACUAUUAUGAAAGGUGCAUUAUGAAAGCUGUGCUAGAAGUCUUAUUAUGACAUAUAAAAGAUGUUGACAGUUGGCUCGUCAGCUGUGAUCAUCCCAAAUUACCCGAUCGAGCGUUAAAGAGUUAAAUAUGUAGCUGGAUUGUGGCUACAUAAAGAUGCUGACCUGCACUGUGUUGUUCAUAUAACUGCUGAUUUGUGUGCAGAUUCCUAAAAGAUAAAGUUAGAAGACUAUCGUGGACUCCAGCUAUUCAGACUGACUCAUCUGCAGCUUUCAUGUAAAGUCUUUGACAGGAGGAUAAACUGGAUUAAAUGAUGGAGAAGUCCCACUUUUAUAUUUAACAUCAAAACAGAGCAGAAAAUAAUCAGCUAUGAUUCUAAAAUUUGGUAAACCUAAUCAAGCGUUUGUAACUGCUUGAAAAUCAGUUGAAAAUUCAGUGACUUCUGAUGAUUUUUAAUUAUGCAUAGGUCUCUUCCUCCACAGACGUAAAGCAUUAGAAGCCCAGAGCCUCCUGAACAAUAUGGUGGCCUUGUUCUUGCAUUGCUUCACUCAGUAACAGCGAUCAGUGUAGCAUCUGUGUCAAUGGACUCUGUAAGCUAAGCGGUAACAUGUCAUUCUCAGGCGAGCGUGAGGCAUCUCCUCAGUAUAUCCAUGGAGUCGUUCACAGUUGCAGUUUCCACCUACAAACAGACAAACUGUGGACUCUGCCUGUAAACUGAGCCGUAAGCUGAUGGUGAUCGUCUCAUUUUAUUACAGAUUCCAGCUGAGAGUCACAUGUAGCCAGCUUGAUGACAUGUCUGGGGUCAGACGUUGGUCUUUAAGCAGCUGUAGUAGCAGACUUUGGUUUUUCAGUGUGGCGACAGCUGUUGGUGUGUUUGUGACACAGCACUUUAAAACUCUCCUUUCAUACUGCAGGAAUUAAUUUCUUUUUAACAGACUCAAAGAA